CCACUAUAUAUAAGUAGCAAGAUAUUGGAGAGUAGGCAUGCAAUAAAUUUGGAGAAGUAGAGGAAAUUAAUGGAAAGCCAGAACCAUCUUCCACAACAAUCACAGGAAGCCAGAGGCACCACCUUUCUUAGAACUUGUUUUAAUGGAGUUAAUGUCUUAUCUGGAGUUGGAAUCUUGUCAAUCCCAUUUGCACUUUCUCAAGGAGGGUGGCUUAGUUUAAUUCUUCUAUUUAUCGUAGCAAUUUUGUGUUGGUACACAGGGUUACUACUAAAAAGAUGUAUGGAUGCAGAUGAUGCAAUCAAAAGCUAUCCGGACAUAGGACAACGAGCUUUCGGAUACAAAGGAAGAGCUUUAGUAUCCAUUUUUAUGUAUGCCGAGCUAUAUUUAGUAGCAGUCGAGUUCUUGAUUUUAGAAGGUGACAAUCUAAACAAGUUGUUUCCGGAUAUGAGUUUCCGAGUCGGUGGAGUUAAACUUGGAGGCAAACAAGGAUUUAUUCUGCUAACUGCUCUUGUCAUAUUGCCAACAACAUGGCUGAAGAGUCUAGGCAUGUUGGCUUAUGUCUCUGCGGGUGGUGUUUUGGCUUCUGUUAUUUUGGUUGGUUGUGUUUUGUGGGCUGGUGCUAUUGAUGGUGUUGGGUUUCAUCAAGGAGAUGUGCUCAUGAACUGGAGCGGCUUGCCUACUGCUACUAGUUUGUUUACCUUCUGUUAUUGUGGUCAUGCUGUUUUUCCAACUCUCUGCAAUUCUAUGAAAGAUAAAACCCGGUUUUCUAAGGUCUUACUAGUUUGCUUUGUCACAAGCACCAUCACCUAUGGAUCAAUGGCAGUUCUAGGUUACCUAAUGUAUGGAGAAUACUUGAAGUCUCAAGUGACAUUGAACCUUCCUAUAAGAAAAAUUAGUGCAAAAAUAGCAAUAUAUACUACUCUAAUUAAUCCCUUGACCAAGUAUGCAGUUGUCACUGCCCCAAUUGCUAAAGCUAUUGAGGACACAUUUCAUCUCGACAAUAGCCGAUCUCUUAGCGUUCUCAUAAGAACUUCGAUAAUGAUAAGUACAUUAGUUGUCGCGUUGACCAUUCCGUUCUUUGGCUAUAUAAUGGCUUUUAUAGGUGCUUGCUUGAGUGUUACGGUUUCUCUGUUGUUACCGUGUCUUUGCUACCUGAGGAUUAACAAAUCUGCUCGGAGUUUAGGGUUCGAGCUUGUGGUGAUUGUCGGGAUUUUGAUUUCUGGCUUUUUUGUUGCUGUUGUAGGUACAUACACUUCUCUCAAACAAAUAAUAACUCACAUCUAGAUCUAGAAAGCCAUUAUAAUUGUUUUGCAUAAACAGAUAAAAUGUAAAAAGUUUGUUUUGCAAUAAUAUAGAAGAGCAUUUGCAGCAA
Molecule: messenger RNA, 1372 nt
Organism: Mercurialis annua (annual mercury)
Lineage: Eukaryota; Viridiplantae; Streptophyta; Magnoliopsida; Malpighiales; Euphorbiaceae
Product: amino acid transporter AVT1I-like
Exons: 3
Coding region: 70-1284 (404 amino acids)
Cellular component (GO): plasma membrane
Source: RefSeq, a predicted model, not a curated record